AUGGGCCUGCCGUGGGACUCCGACUCCGACCUGGACUCCGAAUCGGACAGCGCCAGCGGCAGCGAUGACGGCUACGGCGGCCGAGGCGGCGACGCGGAGGACGGCAUGAUCGAGAUCGAGCUGGAGGAGGACAGCCUCAUCGAGAUCGACAUCUCCAGGUUCCGGUGA
This is a messenger RNA of Miscanthus lutarioriparius, 168 nucleotides long. Lineage: Eukaryota; Viridiplantae; Streptophyta; Magnoliopsida; Poales; Poaceae. The record is from the annotation of a GenBank genome assembly.